AUGCUCGCCAAAAGCUCGGAUCGGCCUCUCAGCCCUCUCCGCAUCAAGCAGGAGGGCAACUUCUACGCCAGGCUCCUCUCCAAGGAAAGCUCCCUGUCGGCCACCCCUUCCUUCAGGGUCUACUAUGGCGUGUCGUCCGGCUCGGUGCCCUUCGUGUGGGAGUCGCAGCCGGGGACGCCCAAGGCCACCGUAGCCGCCGCAGGACUCCCUCCCCUCACCCCGCCGCCCUCCCACUUCCACCACCCCAGGAAGAUCAUGGCCACCAAGAAGAAGAGGAGAAGGGCGUCGAGGUUCAGCGUCCUAGCCACCUUAUUCCGCAGGAUUAUUCUAAGGAAGCCAUGCAUGCCGCGUUCGCCAUUGCCCUUCUCGCCGGUCUCCUCGUUAACGUCCUCCCCCUUCACUCGAUUAAGCUCCUCGAAUUCUCUGCAGCGGUCUUCCUUCUCCUCCGGGGGGGACGACAACGACGACGACGACGACUCGGAUGGCGGAUCAACGAGAUCCAUGCUUUGCUUUCCGGUACAGCGGAUCCCACGCAUCAGCCUAUUCCGUCGACGCCGUGAUCACAAGAAAAAACUGGUCCGGAAGCACGGAAAAGGAUCUGCUUAA
Musa acuminata AAA Group (dessert banana) is the source of this 606-nucleotide messenger RNA. RefSeq lists its product as uncharacterized. The record is from RefSeq and is a predicted model, not a curated record. The transcript has a single exon. Lineage: Eukaryota; Viridiplantae; Streptophyta; Magnoliopsida; Zingiberales; Musaceae. The coding region runs from base 1 to 606 and encodes 201 amino acids.